AUGCAACGACGAAACUAUGCCGGAAUUGAGCGGAUCGAAGCCGUUUCAGCCCGAUUCCGUCGAUUCAGAGAAACGCAAACGGCAAGUACAACGACCGUUGGCUGCGAAAAAGACCAAAGUGGAGAAAACGAUGACUACACCAGUGAAGGAUAUAUACCGACUGGUAUUGACGAACUACGAAUUAGACAUGGAGGAGGAGGACGAUUUGAUUCAGUUGAUAGAGUUGACAGUUCCCCAGACCGACAAUGGGAAUUACACGGCUAUGCAUCUGAUUCUGAUGCUUCUAUUUUGUCUACGGGCACAUUUGCCAGUGGUUACAAUAGUGGCGAAAUUGAAGACUCUGAGUAUGGAAUCUCUGUUGGCAGACAACGGAGCCGACGAACAAGUUUGGACUGUGAUAGAGAGUCAAUUGCCGAGGCUGAGAAAGAGUUUGAAGACGUCGUGAGACAAAUUACUCGUGUCUCAUAA
Molecule: messenger RNA, 468 nt
Organism: Cinara cedri
Lineage: Eukaryota; Metazoa; Arthropoda; Insecta; Hemiptera; Aphididae
Source: the annotation of a GenBank genome assembly